UAAAUGUCCUCGUUUGAUUGUAACGAAUAUUAACGUACGGUGAAAUUUUUUGGAAAAACAAAUCACUAGAUUUUCGCGUGUAAUGAAAUUUCAAUAAGUCAACACCAAAUAAUUUUUAACAAAUAGAUAGUUCGCUUAGCCUCAUUUGUAUAUGUGUAUUAUGGAGGAGGAUGCUAAAUCUAAUGGCGAGCAAGGAACAAAAUCGUAUCUUCAGUUUCAAAUCGAGAGACUGAAAGUUUUAAAGGAAAAACUCAAUAAAAGCGAAAAAGAAGAUUACAAUAUCACCUUAAAGGAAGAACCACGAAGUGGCAAUGAGUCUGAGUCGAGUGAGUACAGCGACGACUCGGUGGCAUUUGAGUAUGAAGACCUGCAAACGACCAAAAGUACCGGACCCCGGAAGAACUGUAACAGAGGCAGGUGGAGUAAGGAAGAGGACGCGAAACUCAAAACAUAUGUUCGUGUGUACAAAGAGAAUUGGGAGAUAAUAGCUGCCCAGUUUCCUGAUCGGUCAGACGUGCAGUGCCAGCAGAGAUGGACCAAAGUUGUCGACCCCAAACUAGUCAAAGGCCCUUGGACCAAGGAGGAAGACGAGAAAGUAGUAGAAUUAGUAGGAAAGUACGGCCCGAAGAAAUGGACGCUAAUCGCGCGGCAUCUCAAGGGAAGAAUAGGAAAACAAUGCAGGGAGAGGUGGCACAAUCACCUCAACCCGUCGAUAAAGAAGACGGCCUGGACGGAACACGAGGACAGGAUAAUAUACCAGGCACACAAACAGCUCGGGAACCAGUGGGCAAAAAUCGCCAAACUUUUGCCCGGAAGGACCGAUAAUGCAAUUAAAAACCACUGGAAUUCAACGAUGCGACGGAAGUACGAGCCGGAUGGGGGUGAUGCGUUUGAAUCCCGGCGGAAAAGCAAAAUCAAGAAAUAUGAUCAUACCACUGAGCCAAAGGUUGCUGUAGUUUAUGAUAAUACCUGGUCAGAUCCAUUCAACGACUCAAUACAAAGUACCACGUCUUCGAAUGGCCAGCCAUCGAAGCACGUGCUGCACUUCCGUCAGCUGCUGAAGCAGCAACUCAACUCGUUGCAGAAUGUGUCAAACACGUCAAAUUCGUCAAAUGUCACAAUAAGAGAUUCGCCGGAACGAGGGAGCUUGGUUCCGGCGGAUACUAUGGAGAUAGUUGGGUCGGAUUAUAAGUUCGUUAACAUAAACUCUCUUCCCAAUGAAUCACCAAUAAAGUCAUACCUUUCGCAGCCGUCAUCGAGUAAUGAACAAAAUGCGUUCCUGUGUCAAGAUAAUAAAGAUAUUCCAAUAUAUAUGUCUCCGAAGAAGAAACUUCUGGAGUCCAGUCCACCUCCCAUACUACGACGGGGGAAGGCUUCUAGAAAUAACUCUGCAUGGUCAGAAGGCGCCACUCCAAUCAAAGCGCUUCCGUUCAGUCCCUCGCAAUUCCUCAAUUCGCCUGCUACGCUCUCCUUCCCGAACUUCGAUUCAUCGUUACGGCAUUCAGCUACUAAGGAUUGGACUCAAAGUCCAUUACUUCAUACACCGACUCCUGCGCAUCUAACGCCCGGAGGCUCCAAGACCACACCCAAAACUCCAACUCCUUUCAAAAUUGCAAUGGCGGAGAUUGGCAAGAAAUCGGGCCUAAAAUACUCGCCUUCUAGUCCCGGGGUCCUCGUAGCAGACAUCACGGAAAUGAUUGAACGAGAAGAGAGCGCUAAUAACGAGUCCACUCUCGCCAUGGAACAUGAUGGACAGGUGAACGACAGCGGUAUCGGGACGGCGUCCCUGGGGAAAGAGAACGUGCCGUCGCACAAGAGAGCGAGAAAGGCGUUGGCCCAGGCGUGGGGCGUGGCCACAUCCACGCCCCAUUCGCACGUGCCUGACGUCAGCUUCGUCGUGGAGACACCGAGCAAAACCCUCGCCGGCGACGAGAGUUCCGAACUAUUCUCAACCCCAAACAUGCACCGGAACUACUUGGACGAAUCGACCAGUCUCCAUAGCCUGGUCAGCGCCGAAAACACGCCGGACACGAAAUUCCAAGCGAAUUCCAUCUUAUUGGAAACAAAGGCACCGCGACGUACUUCAGAUGAGCCGGUAGUGAAGAAAUCCGCUGUACGGUCGAUUAAAUUCGACCAAGAGCCUGAAGUCAAGGAGGAGACGCCGUCCUUUAUAAUGUCAACAAUUAAGUGGGAAGUACUAGCUUGCGGCCUAACACAGGAUCAACUCGACCUAACUGCGCUCGCGCAUCAGUAUUUACGGAAAUCGACGUUAAAGCCUAGAUCGCUUAAUUUUUGUUGAUUUUAAAAAAGGAGGGUAGUUCAAACUACCCGCAUAAUAGUUGAAAUAAUUGGCAGUCAAAAAUUACUUUAAGGAAAUUAUGAGUUUAAUUAUAGUCAAUAUUUUUAUCUGUCCAUAUUUUUUUUAUUAAAAUUAAUAUAUGUUGGUUAAAACUUAAAAAUUCAUUUAUACAGAUUUUUUUUGCUGAAAAAUGGCUGAAAAGCAAAUCACAAAUAUAGGCGAGAGUUUAAAACUGAAAUCACUUUAGCAUAUAAGGGUUUAUUUAGGUAUUAGUAAGAAAAAACCUCACUACUCUAAGAAAAAUACUAUUUUUGUAUUGUGUGAUUGAUUUGUAAACCUUUGACUAAAACAGGUAUAUAAGUGUGUCUCAUAAUAAUCAUGGUGUAUGUCAACAAUUCGAUCCAAAUUAAAGGAAAAAGCUAGUUAAUACUAAGCUUGCAUUCGCUAUUGAAACUAUCAAAAUACGGUAUGACGUCAAGUUAAAGUUUCUAAAUAACUAUUGGUUUAAAUCACUAUUCAGUUUAUGUGGUAAGCAGUUGUGUGAUAUGUUUGUGUACGUUUUUGCAUGGGAGUGUCUUAUAUGUAAAAUCAGGUUAAUUUCGAAAACAAAUCCUAGCUAUCUUGCGAAUUUUUUAGUUAUUUUUUUGGGUCAAAUUUUAUCAUGGGUUUAUCGCCAUAUUGUAAAUAUUAUACGCAAUAUUUAAUUAGUUUAAGAAAAGUUAAAGAUUAGUGUUGAAGACGAAUACAAAACACGGCUGUUCAGAAAUGAAGCCCGACUCCGUACGUCAAAAAUCUACUGGAUUUUGACGUAUGGGAGUGACAAUUCGCGCGUAAUAUUUCUGAAUCUCAGCUUAAGUAAAAUAAAAACACUCUUCUGUAAGGAAAACGUGAGCAGCGCUCCGUGGCCAUAUUUGGAACUAAACCGAAACAACACGUUUGUACAGUCUAACAUUCAUCUAAUUUUUUAUAAUUAUCAAUCUCUUCUCUCUACGUAUUUUUCAUCUCCUUCAGGUUUUCUUAUUUAUAUUUCCUUUUCCUAACAUUUGUAGUUAUCAGAUUUUCGUGUUUCCUUACGAUAGUUUUGUAUUCGUCACUAUUUAUAUGUAUUUAAUUUGUUUGUAAUUUAAGAUUCUACGGUGUGUAAAGAUUAGAGGUUUUUAAACUGAA
Molecule: messenger RNA, 3466 nt
Organism: Pieris brassicae (large cabbage white)
Lineage: Eukaryota; Metazoa; Arthropoda; Insecta; Lepidoptera; Pieridae
Gene: Myb
Product: transcriptional activator Myb
Exons: 17
Coding region: 152-2299 (715 amino acids)
Biological process (GO): regulation of DNA-templated transcription
Cellular component (GO): nucleus
Molecular function (GO): DNA-binding transcription factor activity, RNA polymerase II-specific; RNA polymerase II cis-regulatory region sequence-specific DNA binding
Source: RefSeq, a predicted model, not a curated record